This is a messenger RNA of Nylanderia fulva, 974 nucleotides long. NCBI's taxonomy places the organism in Eukaryota, Metazoa, Arthropoda, Insecta, Hymenoptera, Formicidae. The record is from RefSeq and is a predicted model, not a curated record.
AACAAAUCGGAUGAUGUACAGUAUCCCGUCUGCGUUACAAUAGCCUUUUUAAAAUACUUUGGUUAUAUGGCGGGUUUCUCUUGGCUAAAUAUAAUAAGCUUUGAUAUGUGGUGCACAUUCAGAGGAUUCAGUUCGUUACGAAGAAAUGUCAGACAACGAGAAAAAAGAAAGUUGAUAUAUUAUACGAUCUUUGCGUGGGGAUGUCCGUUUAUGUUUGCUAUUUUAUGUGUCAGCAUGGAUAUUCUUUCUGCGUAUGUACCAUUGAUUUUGCGACCGGAAUUUCAUUUACAAGAUUAUUGCUGGUUCAAUGAGAUUGGUCCGUAUUUGUUGUAUUAUUAUGUGCUCAAAAGUAUAUUCAUCAUCAGUAGCAUUUGUUUCUCUAUUUUUACGGCAUUAAAAAUUAAGCAUUUCGAAAAGGAUACGGGUUCUUGUCUGAAAGAUUCGGAGAACAAUUGCUUUAACGAUAAUAAAAAUUGGUUUAAUCUAUAUCUGAAGCUAUUUAUCGUACUGUUUAUCUUAAUAGGCAUAAAAUGGCUUAUGUUAACAGCGGAAGUAUUAUCUGAAAACGUAUCAAUUUUCAACUCGUAUGUUUUUGAUUUGCUAAACAUUAUGCAGAAUCUAUGCACCUUUAUCAUAUUUGUGUGGAGAAAAAAGAUCAAGCGCAUGUUAUUCAAGCGAUUCGGCUGCGGUUUGUUGUCAAAAGCUCGAUCCGAAUCGAAUGCAACAUUGUCGAGCAUUAUUUCCACGUAAAAAGAUAUAUAUAUAUAUAGUCAUACAGAAGAAGAUGAGUUCUUCCGGACAAGCAUAAAGUCACAUUGAUAUGACCAACCUUUAAUUUUUAUUUGAAAAUUAAAAUCAUGUUUAUUUAUGCUGAUCUUUAUGUUUAAGAUUAAUAAUUAUAAUUCAUCCAUAUUUUUGGAUUUCGUAGCAAAAGCAUAUUUAUUAUCUCGUUUCUUUUUCAAAUUUAAAUGAGA